This is a messenger RNA of Sinocyclocheilus grahami, 369 nucleotides long. Its product is annotated as cystatin-B. The record is from RefSeq and is a predicted model, not a curated record. The transcript has 4 exons. Lineage: Eukaryota; Metazoa; Chordata; Actinopteri; Cypriniformes; Cyprinidae. Bases 82 to 369 code for a protein of 95 amino acids.
AGCAUGUACAGGGUGAAAAGCAAUGGUCCUAGUACUGAGCCUUGUGGUACUCCAUACUGAACUUGUGAAAGCACUGCAGCAAUGUCUUGCUGGAGCCCGGUGAAGCCUGUCACUCCAGAGGAGAAGCACAUCUGCCUUGAGAUGAAGUCACAAGUAGAGACGUUGGCUGGGGGAAAUUUUGCCGUUUACAUUCCUGUAGAUUUUAUUUCCAAAAAUGAGGGUGAAAUAAACUACACAUUUGUGAUAAAGGUGGACGUUGGAGGAGACAAGUGUCUUCAUGCAAAGAUAUUUGAAUCAGGUGGUGGAGAACUGGAUGUGCAAGAUAUCCGCUACCCAAAAUCCUGCAGCAACACUCUGGUCCCCUUCUAA